AGGUAGUAAUUAUGACGUAGACUGAGAAAUAAAUCUGAUACCUAUUUGUUAUUCUGUCUGUCGUCGUAAAACCAGUUUAAAAAAGAAACAGUUUUGUGAUUUGUGAUCAUUGAUGGGACUUUGAUUUUUUUCCUUUCGCUAAUAAAGUUUAAUUUUAUUAAACCAUUACACUUUACAUUAUGGGUGGACACGGGCACGGGCCGCCUUACACCAUCCCGAAGUACACAGACUUCCAAAUCAAAGGAAUUCCACAACUGGAGGAGCUGGAGAAGGCCCUGGCGCAGAAAGGCCUGAAAGAUCCAUGGAUCAGGAAUGAAGCAUGGAGGUAUCACCCUGGCUUUGGAACCAAAUGGCUGCGUGCAAGGAAACUCUUCUUCCGAGGCUUCGGCUUGGGGCUGGUGCUGACGGUGGCCACGGUGGCGGCGGAGCGCGCGGCGGGCGGCGGCGGCGACCACGCGCACCACUAGCGCUCACUCACCUACAUCCUAGUGCAAUCAAACCCAUUCAUAGUUCUCUUGGUUAAUGUAAUAUGCUCUUUGUUCUCAAUAUAAUGAUAAAAUUAUUAUACCUUG
Molecule: messenger RNA, 572 nt
Organism: Maniola jurtina (meadow brown)
Lineage: Eukaryota; Metazoa; Arthropoda; Insecta; Lepidoptera; Nymphalidae
Gene: ND-B12
Product: NADH dehydrogenase [ubiquinone] 1 beta subcomplex subunit 3
Exons: 3
Coding region: 180-467 (95 amino acids)
Biological process (GO): electron transport chain; mitochondrial respiratory chain complex I assembly
Cellular component (GO): mitochondrion
Source: RefSeq, a predicted model, not a curated record